Messenger RNA from Ictalurus punctatus (channel catfish), 5865 nucleotides. It is a transcript of the gene fam110c, whose product is annotated as family with sequence similarity 110 member C. NCBI's taxonomy places the organism in Eukaryota, Metazoa, Chordata, Actinopteri, Siluriformes, Ictaluridae. Bases 230 to 1174 code for a protein of 314 amino acids. The record is from RefSeq and is a predicted model, not a curated record. The transcript is spliced from 2 exons.
GUGCGCGUGUGUGUGUAAGAAAAUCCCAGGUAAAGGUGUGUACGUGAACAGCGCGUGCUCGGUGCAGAGCUGUAACGUGUAGUAACAGGACCGACUCUCCCAGUACAAAUUCCAGAUGUGUGUUACACAGACUGAGAAUCCGAGUCGCUUUUAGCUCGUUUUUGAUGUUAUAGUCGUGUGUGUGUGUGUGUGUGUGUGUGUGUGUGUGUUUGAGAGAGAGAGAUCUGCAAUGCUGGGCACGUCGCGGAUUCUGGAAAAGGGGCCCGGGUACUUGAGGAAGCAGAUGGAGCUGGAGCGCGAGGGGAACGUGCGCGCGAGCGCAGCGGAGAGGCUCGCGGCCACCAAGCCCAACUACGUGAAGAGCCCACAGGUGACGAGUUCACCUUCCGCCCCCGAGCAGGUUACCGGUACAGCUUCCCCCUGCGGCCGAGGGUCCACCGAGCGGAGCGCACCAGCUCCCGGUACACCUGCUUCCGAACAGGAAGCAAAUCUCAUGAAGCGGAACAGCUCCAAGAAACGACCGGACUCGAUCUUACUGUACAGACAGAAGUGCGACCUGCAGAGAAGCUCACCGGGCGGGAACUACCGGCGCAAACGGACUUUACUCAAAUCACUGAGAGAGAGGAACCGCGCAGGCGCUCCGGUUUCAGCCGGUCAGAACCCUGACAGUUCAUCCGACACGGAACAAGCUCAGGCGGAAGAGGACGGGAAGGAUAAAGACAACGAUAACGGCCCGUUGCCCGAGCGCGUGAACGUGGCGAGGAGAGCUAUUGAAGCAGGAGGGUCCGAGUCGGAGCGCGCGAGGAAGGGGGUGUCGCGCUCGCACUCCGACAUCAGCUCGCGCUAUUCUAAAAACUUCGCCGACUUCGACUCGUUUUUCAUGUACUGCGGCCUCGAGAGCGACGUCGUGGAGUCCCUGGGCAGAGAAAACUUCUCCUCGCGCUCGGAUGAGCGUGAACUUUCCUACGCAAAGGUCCGGAGCGUAAGCGUGGCUACGUCAGACGGCGAGAUUUCACACACCAGCGGUGACAUCGACGGGCGUCAAGAGGAAGACGUGAAAGAGACUCGCCAACAAGGUUCGUCCGUCAUAGAGCGCAACGCCCGAGUGAUCAAAUGGCUGUACAGCUGCAGAAACGCAAGUGAGUCCGGGAAAACGCUGCGAGAUCUGGAUUAGUCCCGAAAUCCCGAACGACUAUGAACACUAACCCCGGGCGUUAAUUCAACGCCGCCGUCUUCGCCGAGCGCUCGUGAAGAAAUCGACAUGUGUCGUAGGAUGUCUUCGGCUCCACCUUGAAAAUCCUUCCAUCCAUCCAUCCAUCCAUCCAUCUUCUAUACCGCUUCAUCCUUUUCAGGGUCACGGGGAAACCUGCAAUGCCAGAUAACCUACUGACUGUUACACAAAGAGCUGAAACUGGAGACUCCUUCCAUACGUGCUUAAAUAAACAACUCUUUACAGAAUUCACUAUAUUAACAAGUCUAACACUUUUCUUUCUUAAAUUCCAACGCGUUCUUAAACGGCGUUUCAAAGAUUCCGCGGACGGUCUGCUCCCAGACAAGUCUCCGUGUAAGUUGUUACCAUAGAAACGAUAACGUAUUAGAACAAAACGCAUUAACAUAAACCGGCGAUUUGCAAUUAGAGCCAGCACGACCGUCAGAGCUACUGUUACAGAACAUUAAUCAACACCGUCUGACCGACCAGCUCCGAGAAUUCAACAGCGCUGCGGUAUGAAAUAUUUUCCGAGAGUGGUCAUCAACCCUGUUCCUGGAGACCUCCCUUUCUGCAGGUUUCAACACCUGUUUCAGCUGAUCAAGAACUUCGUUAGGCAAUGAUUAGACGGUCAGGUGGACACGAUUAUGGGUGGAGCUAAAGUCUUCAGGAAGGUAGAUCUCCAGGAACAGGGUUGCUGACCACUGCUUUACGACAUCUUCUACAUCAGUGUGCAGCUGGACCUUCUCAGAGACUUCUCGGUAAUUCACUGAAACUGGGAGAAAAGCCUCAGUGUGUUUCUCAGCAACGCUUCUUCUGACAUGCCAUCGAGAUCGAAACAUCUUCAGUAUGGACUCAUGGUUUUAUGAGACUUCUGCUUCUGCUAGUAUCUUCUCCUAGUGUACUACAGUCGCUUUUGUUUUGUACGUCCACUUAAAUUGCGUCGUAGCUGCACCCCACCCUGCAAGACCUCUUCUCGUACUUUCUAUUCAUUUACAUAUUAAUAAUAUAUGAAUCAAUAUAUCAUUUAAUAUAUUAAGAUUUUUUAUUAUUAUUACAGCCAUUAAAAGGAAACCAGCUCUUAAAUGUUUUAAAGUGACACCAUUUAUCAAACACAAGCGAGCUGCUACACGGUAGAUGUUUUGUUUUGUUUUGUUUUUCGCACCAUUCCGUGUAAACUCUAGAGAGUGUCGUGUGUGAGGAUCCCAGGAGACGGGCAGUUUCUGAAAUACUCAAACUGGCAACAACAACCAGGCCAGGAUCAAAGCCACCGAGAUCACAUUUUUGGUUACAGUUACAAAUCACUCCGUAAAAAAAACGAAGCGAUUCAUUAUUUAGGUAUUCAUCAGCAACGUCAUCCAAAUAUCGCGAUAUAUAAAAAAAUUAUGUAAUGCGAUUGUUUUUGGAUGACUCCAAGGUCAGAUAUGUAAAUAAAGUCAAGCGAAAAGCAAUACGAUCUAAAAAAUACUUUUAUUUAGAGCUUAAUGUAAGCUUAGAAAUAUGUUCAAUGUUUGGAUUUGUUUUUAAUGAAAUAAAUAAAUAAAUAAAAGAUUUUAAUUUCUUUAAAUUUAAGAUUUUUUUAUACGGUCCCUGAUGCGGGUAACAUCACAUCACAGAAGCUAGGGUGACCAUAUUAGAUAUUCUGGCUUUCCAAAAAGAGGACACCUUUCGUUCUUUUGUAACAGUGUUACUAUGAAUGCAGACUUUAAUACACUGAAAAAGACACGCUAUUAGCAUCGCAUAAAUAUAUAUCAAUCAAAUUAUUUCCACUCUGCCCACGUUUUACAUUUUUUUCCCUACAUUCUUCUGAAUGUCCAUGGAAUAAAAUUAAAAUAUCAGAUGCCACGAGUGAACCUUCUGCCAUCAUUUAUACAUUUAAAUGACCGUGUAAUACGAAGCGAUGUGAUAACAUGAAAAUUUUUUUAAAUGACCUUAUAUGGCCGUGGGCGUUGUUUCGACUCAAUACAGCUGGCAUCUGCUGCUAUUGUCAAGCUGACAGUAGGUUAAUGGUUCAGAGGCAGGAAUUUGACCAAUAGUUGCUGCGAGCCUUUUAUAAUCCACCAAUCGGUGUUUGAGAAGGCGGGAAUUACAGAGAGGGGUUAAAGCAAUGCAAACAUGGGCACACAUGAUGCAGUAUUAGACCAUAAGCACAUCAGAAUGAAACUAACGCCGCGGACGUUUUCUCAAAUUUAGACAGUGUUUUAAGGUCCGAAAAAGAGGACGUGUCCGGGAAAAAGAGGACGUACGGUCACCCUAACAAAAUAAUUUCAGAGAACAACGUGUGUUCAUUUCUAACAAAAAGAACUCAAAAUGCGACUGCACCAGGAGGUUGCUCACGUGAGUCACGACUGGCGAGAGAGAACCAGAACUAUAAUCAAGCAGCUGUCUAUAUUGUGUUAUGUCAAAAUAUUCAUUUUGUUGAUUUUAAAUGAAAAAAAUGUAAUCCUGAUAGUAUCCCCCCCCCCCCCCCCCCACACACACAAAAUGUACCUGUAAUACCUUUGUUUUUACGUAACGCCGUUACAUGUACUCCGUUACUCCCCAAGCCUGGCGAUGUUUGAGGCGAACAUUAUCUGAAGUCCUUGACGUGUAUCUGCACGACUUACACAUAAUACAUUGCCGUAGCGCGCUGCUGCCACAUCGCAUAAUCGCCUGAAUGAGCAACAGUACAGGUAUUCGUAUUAACGUGGCAGGGAGUGUAUAUGUGUAACUGUAAGCGUGAUGUUGUUUCGUGUACGUCUCAUGCUUCUGCUAUGCUUUAUGGUUUUUGGUGGACUACAUUAUCUUCUGCUUUGUCCUUUUCCCAAAAAAGAAAAAAGAAAAAAAAGAAGAAGACAUUUUUAUGCUCUACAAUGCUCUACAAGACUUCUUCUCGUACCCUUCAUUUUUGGCGCUUGGCGCUGAGCAAACAUUUGCCUGUGUUUUCUUUCUGCCCAUUAAGGAAAUAACCUUUAAAAAUCCACAGCUUUUGGCUGUGCGUUACCCACCCGUCUUUAAAUGUCUUCAUGUCAGUUGAAAUUCACUGAGCUCGUAACGACGUACCUACAAGUGUGUCAGCUGGGCUAUUUAACAAAUGCUUGGAAUAAAUAACGACCUUUUGGUGAGGGUUGGCUCUGUUCAUGUCAUAAUAUAUCAAUAGAUGGAAAAAGUGAAAAAUCCUUGUUACUUAUAGUGCGUUAUUAUUUUGAAUAUAAAGAAAUCAGCAUUUACUGCCCAAAUAAGCUGUUAUACAGGGUUUUUUUUUAUAAUUUUCUGGAAUUUUGCAUUGAAUAUACUGUAUGUCUAGCUGUGAACGUGAUUUUACUUCAAAACUAGACUACUAACAGACUGAAGUUCAACAGACAGUAACUGUGUGUUUCUGGAAUAUGGAAGAAUAUGACCCUGCAUGAACAGUGUUUACUUUUCAUUGUGUAAUACCUGUCGAGGAAGAAAGAAAGCCCAACCCAUGUCUGCGUGUGUGUGUUCACACCUACACGCUUACAUAUCACUUAUAAAACCGACCAUGUUCAUCGGCACUCUUUGGUCUACACUAUUUAAUUACAAAAGUAAUGUGCUGCUGAAAUGUCCGUGACUGAAAUAAACCCCACGGUGAGCAUAAUGAAGUGUGUGUGAAAGAUUUAUCUGAUGUGUUUACUUCUUACCUACUGAAAUUUCACUUUGCCUUUAUUGUAUAAAAGGUCCUAAAGUAUUGUGUAUGAAAUCCUUACUGUCUGGUUUGUUGGAAUAAAAUAAACGAUAUUGAAAAGCAGACUUGUAAAGAGAAGGAGAAGGAGAAUUGGGUAAAAAAAAAGAGAGAGAGAGAGAGAGAGAGAGAGAGAGAGAGAGAGAGAGAGAGAGAGAGAGAGAGAGAGAAAAGCCCUAGAUCACUAAUCUUUGCAAAAUCACAUGUUCAGACAUAUCCGUGCAGAGAUGCACAUGCUCUUACCAGGGUUUAGUCUUUCUGUCUGUUUCAUCAGUAAUAAAUCAUACCUGUCCAGACUUCCUAAAGUACAUCUGAUCAAGUCUUCACAAGUAUAAACACACACUAUAGACUCAAACAAGGGCCGAAAGCAAAAGAGUUUCAUGUUGUUUAUUUUUUCAGCUAGACUAAUAGAUUUCCUGUCUAAAAACCAGUCAUAAUCUUAUUAAUAAAACUUCUAUAGAACUAUAUACUUCUAUAUUCAUUAUCCAUAAACCCUUGAAUCUUACACCUCUUGUUUCAACCUGGCUCCUGAAUGAGUCGUAGUAUAAAGCAUUUGGGGGGCAUGUGCUCUCUGGAUAACGGCGUCUGACAAAUACCAUAACUGUAAAUAAUAUUGGAAAAUAAUCAACAACAAUGCAGCGUGAUGCGGCUCAGUGUGAGGUGGAGUUUCUUUUACCACCCUGAAGUUGCGUAAUGUUCUAUAACAGUAUUCUGGGAUGUGUUUUAGUCCUCUUUUACCACAGCAACUUGCCAAUGAUUACAUGAAAAAAAAAAAGAAAAACAUUUUAACGAAUGUAAUUUGUUUUUAUCCAUUUAUAGUUACAUUUUAUGUUGUGGAACAUCACUAUGGAAUAAGGGUUAUUUAAAAAACACAUUUUUUUUUUUUACCCAUUUAGUAUUGUGAAACAUCCACAAGGCAAGUCAGUUCCUGUUAUAUCUUGUGUUAUAAGAGCUAUAAACAGUUAUUUCCUCACCA